Messenger RNA from Prunus armeniaca (apricot), 207 nucleotides. Lineage: Eukaryota; Viridiplantae; Streptophyta; Magnoliopsida; Rosales; Rosaceae. The record is from the annotation of a GenBank genome assembly.
AUGAAAGCAAAACUUGAAAAUGCCCCUGCCAUUGCAGUUGUGGUAUUCAAGGAAUCUGAUGAAAUGGCUCAGUUGAAGCAAAAACAAGUGGAAACUGAAUUUGAAUUAUUUCGCAAGUUUGCAAAAAUAGUGGAUUUAAAAGGAAACUGGGACAACAUCAUUGUGGGUGGGGUCAUGAAUUUCAUGGGUCGCGGUAAUCGCAAUUGA